GACUUUCAGAAGCCAACAAGUAGGAACUGUUGAUCUGACUUGGAGAACCCAGAGUUAAGACCUCCCGAGGGUUUCUGAGAGCUCAGCUGUGACCGCAGCGCUGGUCCACGGGCACAGUGUUGGCAGCACUAUCAUGAUAUCACAGCCUGGGCCCAGCGGGAGUGUGACGGUGCUCACAGCAAAUGGCAUGAACUUUCCCCAAACAGAAAAUACAAGACCCACCCAUCAUAAGCAGGAUGACUUGAAGAAACUUCUAAAGGGAGAGGUCAAAGUCAUUGGGACGGUCCAGAUCAUGUGUGGUUUGAUGGUGUUGAGCUUGGGGAUCAUUUUGGCAUCUGCUCCCUUCUCUCCACAUUUUACCUCGGUGUUUUCCAUCCUGUUAAGAUCUGGCUAUCCAUUCAUAGGAAGCUUGUGUUUUGUCAUCUGUGGAUCUCUAUCAAUUGUCAUAGAGAAGAAGUCAACAAAGCCUUUGGUUAGUAGCAACCUGGUGAUGAGCAUUCUGAGCACUUUAUGUGGCCUGGUGGGUUUCAUCCUCAUCUCUGUCAACCUCCAUGCUUUGGGUCCCGCCUCACAGCAGUGUGAGUUGGACCAACAGUCCCAGCCAACCGUGCAUUACGGGUUUUAUUACCACUAUGGUGGAGAUGCAUCCAGGGACUGCUACAUGGCCAAAGCCAGUCUGACUGGAGUCCUGUCUGUCAUGCUGAUUGGCACUAUGCUGGAGUCGUGCCUGGCUGUGCUCAUGGUGGUGCUGUGGUGGAAGCAGGCCCACUCCGACUAUUCUGGGAGUGUGCUAUUCCUGCCUCAGAGUGACAAGAAUAAGUCCAAUAUGUCCUCAAAUGUGAUUUGUAACCCUGGAUAUGAGAAACUAUCAACUUCUUAAAGAAUAAAGAAGGGAAAAUAUUCAGCAGAAAUUGGUCUUCAUGAUAAUAAUAAUUAAAAAUCCCAUUACAACUACAAAAGUUUGGCUCCCUAAAAUGGAGACUUUUUAUGCAAUCAAUAUUACAAAACUUGUUGACUAUAUGUGUCCAAUGAUGCUCUCUUGAUUUGCCAGACACUGGUUUCAGCGAAAGCAUGGGUCAGGAAAUUACCUCUUAGUAGAUUGGCCAAAAAAUCCCAGACAUUUCCCAGAAUUCUAUGUAGACUGUUUUGGUGGACCAUGGUGAAGCAGAGGAGAUGACUUUUUCUUGCACAACAAUUAACUGGUUUGUUGUAGAUUUGGUCUCUCUUAGAGGUGGUAUUAAGUUUUCAUCUCAUGUAUCUUACUAGUUAGUACAUGACAGCAAGUCAUGCCAUCUCAGGGACUCUAAAAGUAGUUGGCUUCGAAAUAAAGUCUUUGUGUGAUUGCA
This is a messenger RNA of Sciurus carolinensis (gray squirrel), 1346 nucleotides long. RefSeq names its product membrane-spanning 4-domains subfamily A member 6D-like. Gene Ontology annotation, biological process: cell surface receptor signaling pathway. NCBI's taxonomy places the organism in Eukaryota, Metazoa, Chordata, Mammalia, Rodentia, Sciuridae. The transcript has 7 exons. Bases 134 to 880 code for a protein of 248 amino acids. Gene Ontology annotation, cellular component: plasma membrane; trans-Golgi network. The record is from RefSeq and is a predicted model, not a curated record.